AAAGCACACGUGAGUUGCCAAAUCUAAGAGGAACAAAGCAGGUGUGUAAAAUCCACAUAUCUUUUUUUUUAAACAAAGCAGUCAAGUCAUAGUCAGUCAUUACAUUUCAAAAACAUUGGGACAUUCUGAGAACUACAUUUUCAUAUCCUUCAUAGGUUUUGCACACAGAUUUUAUGUUUAUUUUCAAACUGGAAAAGGUGUCUGGACUGAAUGGAACAUGAAAGGAAUAUAGCGUCAGAAUAUUGAGAUAUUUGGAAUACAGAAUCAAAAGGGGUGACAAGUAACAAUCUUUUUUGUUAAGUUUUUACUUUUUGGAAUUAGUAGAACAUUUCUGGCAAUUGGAUUUUGCCAACCCACAGCUCAAAUGCCUUGUAAUUGAACAUCUCAAAAGAAUUGACAAGAGAACAAGUCGUCGAGGCUGGAAAAUCCAGACUCACUUUGUGAAAAGUUGGAACAGUCCUCAGAAUGGCUUAUAGAGGUUUGUCGCUGUGGGUCUGCUGGCUGGUGCUGAUCGUAGGACGAUGCGAGGCGACCUAUCCACCGUGUCUGGAUGGGAUCAUGAUGAACGUGGUUCUGCUGGAUGACGACGUCUCUCCCUGGAGUAUGAAGUUUGUCCGUGGUGCUGUGGAACGUGCAAUACAGCACAAUGCUGAACUCACCUGCUGUCCAAAUGGAGUGAAGCGCAACCUGACUGCCAACUUUCGAGGGCUCGAGACUAGUUUGUACAGCAAUAAAGGCUGUCGAAGCAGCACCUGUGAGGUGGUGGAGACCGUGAAGAACCUAACUAGGACAGGGGAGGUGGGCUGUGCUCUCCUGGGGCCCACCUGCACCUAUGCAACCUUUCAGAUGGUUGAUCUUGAGGUUGGUCUGGAGCUCAAAAUGCCCAUCAUCUCAGCAGGCAGCUUCGCUCUGUCCUGUGACUACAAAGAAUAUCUGACUCGCAUACUUCCCCCACGCAAGAUCUCCACCUUCUUUAUCAAGUUUUGGGACUUCAACAAUGAUAUCAAACCCAAGUGGUCCACAGCCUCCCUCUAUAAGAAGCAGAACACUGAGGACUGCUUCUGGUAUAUCAAUGCACUGGGUACAGCUUCAGCCCACUUUUCCUUACACAUAAAAAAAACAAACGUCAUAAGCAAAGCAGAGGACCUUAGAAAGGAAUUAAGCUCCAAAAAUAGGACAAGCAAUUUGUUCAUAGUGUGUGGGACACCAGAAGACAUCGUGGACCUGAAGAAUGGAACUAUAGAGGCUGAUCCUAGUGUUGUUUUCAUCCUGAUCAAUCUUUACAAUGAUAAGUACUACACCAAUAAGUCCUCUAUCCCUGCUAUGAAGAACGUGUUGGUUCUCACCAUGCCCAACACUAGGAACUAUACCGUGGACACAGACCUGGGCAACAACGUGAUGAUGAAUGACUAUAUGGCAGCGUACCAUGAUGCAGUGCUGAUGUUUGGUCAGGUGAUGAGGAAGCUCUGGAACAAGCCUGAGUCUGAGCUCAACCCCAUGGAGGUAGUCAACAUCAACCACUUCAGAAACGUCUCCUUUGACGGCAUUGCAGGCCACUACAAGCUGGAUGACUAUGGGGACAGAGAUGUGAAUUUUUCAGUCAUUUACACCACCACUGACAACAAGUAUGAAACUUUAUUUAUAUUCAACACCGUCUACAACUACACCAAGGUCGUUAACAGUAACCCAUCAUUCAUCUGGGGCAGAAGCCUCCCAGAUGACGCUCCAUCCCAGCGUCUGAAGGCGCAUGCUAUCAUUGUCAUUGUCUUAGCUGUCACUGUGGUGGGGGUGGCUACCAUCGCUUUCAUCUUCUACAGGAGGAACAAGAGAGAGCGCCGGCUGAGGAAGAGAUGGUCACACAUGCACUCUGACCUCAUCACCCCGCUGGAGUACAAUGAACGCAGCCUGGUCUCCCUCAAGAUUGACGAAGACCACAGAAAAAACACAAGUUAUAAUAUCCACCAAGGACGCUAUGACAAAAAGAUUGUGAUCCUGAAGGAGUUGAACCAUUCGGACUGGAACUUUAAUGAGAGUCAGAGGAUAGAACUCAACUCGCUUUUGCGUAUUGACUACUACAACCUGACUAAGUUCUACGGCACAGUCAAGUAUGAUCAUGGUGUGUUUGGGGUGUUCGAGUACUGUGAGAGAGGAUCCCUAAGGUAUGUGCUGAAUGACAAGAUCUCGUACCCGGAGGAAACCUUCAUGGACUGGGAGUUUAAGAUCUCUGUCAUGUACGACAUUGCUAAGGGUAUGUCCUACCUCCACUCCAGUGACAUCCAGGUCCACGGCCGUCUCAAGUCCACUAACUGUGUGGUGGACAACCGCAUGGUGGUCAAGAUCACUGAUUUUGGCUGCAACACCAUUCUAGACCCAGGCAGAGACCUGUGGACAGCUCCAGAGCACCUGCGUAGACAGGGGAUCUCCCAGAAGGGGGAUGUCUACAGUUUUGCCAUCAUCGCCCAGGAGAUAGUUCUCAGGAGGAGCACCUUUUACACCCAGGCCUGCUCCGACCGCGCAGAAAAAAUGUCCAGAGUGCAAUACCCCAGCGAAAUUUAUUUCAGACCUGAUCUGAAUGUUGAGACUGCAGGAGAAAAGGAUUUGGAGAUGUACAUUCUGAUGAAGAUGUGCUGGGAUGAGGACCCAGAGCGAAGGCCUGACUUUAAGAAGAUAGAGAGCUCACUGGGGAAGAUCUUCAGUAACCUGCACAACCAAGCUAAUGAGAGUUACAUGGACAACCUGAUCCGUCGUCUACAGAUGUACUCCAGGAACCUGGAGCACCUGGUGGAGGAGAGGACGGCGCUGUACAAGGCUGAGAGAGACAGGGCCGACUGCCUCAACUUUAUGCUGCUGCCUGGUCCUGUGGUGCGUUCUCUGAAGGAGACGGGCAUUGUGGAGCCGGAGCUGUUUGAGGAGGUAACGGUGUACUUCAGCGACAUUGUGGGCUUCACCACCCUGUGCCAGUACAGCACCCCCAUGGAAGUGGUGGACAUGCUCAACGACAUCUACAAGGAAUUCGACUGCAUCCUCGACCACCACGACGUAUACAAGGUGGAGACCAUAGGUGAUGCGUACAUGGUGGCGUCGGGGUUGCCGCAGCGGAACGGUAACAGGCACGCGGUGGACAUCUCACGCAUGGCCCUGGACAUUCUGGCAUUUAUGGGGACCUUCCAGCUCAGACACCUGCCAGGGCUACCUGUGUGGAUCCGCAUUGGGAUGCACUCAGGCCCCUGUGCAGCAGGAGUGGUGGGGAUAAAGAUGCCCAGAUACUGCCUGUUUGGAGACACAGUCAACACUGCCUCUAGCAUGGAGUCAACGGGACAUCCCCUGAGAAUCCACGUCAGUCAGCCCACCAUCAGCAUCCUACAGAGGACAGACUGCAAGUUUGAGUACGAGAAGAGAGGGGAGACUAUCCUCAAGGGUAAAGGCACAGAGUUGACCUACUGGCUGACAGGUGAAACGGGAGAGGACUACAACCUGCCAACGCCGCCGACAGCGGAGAACUGCCAGCGUCUGCAGCAGGAUCUGGCCAAGAUGAUCCAGGAAUGCCUGGACAACCGUUCGCUGGGGUCAGAGGUCAUGGAGAAGAGGAAUACCCUGUCCAUGAGGCAGAGGAGGGACGGAGGGGAGCAGACGGGAGAGGAGGAGGAUGACAAUGACCAGCCGGCAUACCUCCAUCUGGCUACCGUCGACAACUUCACUACUUUCUUGUAGUUAUUUUGAUCAGGAGAAAUAUGGUUAUUAUUCCAAUGUAUGUGACCUUAGAUUGUGUGAAAACUAUCUACAUAUGUACAUUCGUGAUUCAGUGGUAGAAUUCUCACCUGCAACGCGCGAGGCCCGGGUUCAAUUCCCGGUAAAUGCUUUUACUAAAAUCAGAGUUUUUGUUUGUAAUUAAACUAUUUGUAUGUUUUGUCUAGAAAGUUAUAGUCGCUAGUGUUUGUAUAAGAUAUAAACUGAACGUUUUAAAUAGUUUGUUUGGUUCAAAUUGAAAGACCAAUUAAUUCAACUUAAAAUAAGAGCGAAGCGAAUUUUGGUGCAAGACGAUGUCUGUUCGCUAAAUUAUCUGUUUGAAUAAUGUAUUGGGAAUGGAGUCGUGAUUAAAAUGCUGAAAGUAAGGAAGAGAGUUAGUUGCCGUGUUGGCUACUAAUUUUCAGUGUAAGUUGCCAGAGGCAGGUAGAUUUGGUGUGAAAUAACGUAAAACUGCAUCAUUACGUUGGAUACACAAUAACGUUACUCAAAUUGGUUUGACCGUUGUUCAGGUACACUCUUUUCUGUACUUCUGGCAGUACAAUUUUGAUUGAGAGAUGUUGAUUGAUGUUGUAAGUUCUAUUCAAGGUCCAACAUUUGUGAUAAAUUGGGGUUUGGGUUAUCGAACCCGUACUACUAAUGCUGCUACAGACAGCCAACAAUAAUUUGCAAUUCAUUGAAAGUCGCUGCGGCUUGGGCUGGGCUGAGCGCCCGUUACUGACAACACUUACAAUGCACUUUUGUCGCCACGGCAAUGAUGUUGUGACUGAGGGUGACAGAGAACAUUGUUUGUGUCAUGCUUUGAGUCACUUUUCAGAAGUUGAUAAAAAUGUCCAAAUACAUUUUUUAAAGUAGCUGUAUAUCGUCAGGGUAGUCUGAAAAGAUGCUAAAACUAGCAACAAAAUCGCUAGGUGGCCAUCACUGAUUGGUGGGGUUCGCUGGGCUAUAUUUGGCUAUAAGAAAGGGAGAUCUGAAUGUUUGAAUCGUAAAACAUUGUGAUAAUGUAUUCUGAUGGUUGUUGAUUCUUGGUUUGUUUAUUUGUUUACUGUUUAUUGUUGAUUUUAGGUGUUGAUUUUACUUAAUUAAACACUGUAUUAUCUGAUGUGUUUGAGUAAGAUUCCUUCUUCCGGGACGGAUGGAAGUUGUCUGGAAUGUGUGGGUUGGAGGAGCUAUGGGAGAACACGUUUACAUUUUUGUUGAAUGCCUGGGAUUGCUGGUUUGAAUUGCUGGUUUCUUACGCUGAGAGAUGUGCUGCAUUUGCGACAGAGGAAAAAAGUGUUGCAUUUGGAUGGUGGUGUCUAGGGGUAGCGUGUUCACUUGGGCAUACAUAUACAUUGAUGUUGAUCGGGGCUUGUGAUUGAUGAUUUGCGGUACAGAGGAAUUGUCAUUGGGUUUGGUUUGUAGUUCGCUUUUGAGUUUCUGAAUCGAUGUAGCAUAGUGAAUGCUAGCUAGGUGUUUUGUGUUUUUCCUGGGAGAGUGGGUGUUUCAUUGUCUCUCUUUUGGAUGUUUCCUGGGACUAUAAUCUUGGGGAGAGUGGGUGAGAUUUGAGGCAAUAAAUGACCAAAUUGAAAAGGA
Oncorhynchus nerka (sockeye salmon) is the source of this 5319-nucleotide messenger RNA. RefSeq names its product guanylate cyclase 2Cb (gene gucy2cb). Gene Ontology annotation, biological process: receptor guanylyl cyclase signaling pathway; cGMP biosynthetic process; intracellular signal transduction. Gene Ontology annotation, molecular function: adenylate cyclase activity; ATP binding; guanylate cyclase activity. Lineage: Eukaryota; Metazoa; Chordata; Actinopteri; Salmoniformes; Salmonidae. Gene Ontology annotation, cellular component: plasma membrane. The record is from RefSeq and is a predicted model, not a curated record.